GGUUUGUUGUUGUUGUUGUCGUAAAAUUCACGUUUUAUAUAUUUUUAAUAACACACAGCUGACUUACAGGUCGCUGUUUGUCCUCAGCUUUAUCUAGAAACCAUCCGGAAGCUGAAAUCUUCUUCCCGAAGGCGGGAAACGGUUUGUUAUGCUAACGGCGGCUACAUGCUACAUGCUAAGCUAUGUUUGUAGCUUGUAGCUUCCGGAGGAAAAUAAACAUUUAAACACUUUUAAACCUUUUUAAACCUUUUUAAACCUUUUUAAACCUCAAGGCUUCACCUCGUCCCUUCACUUACCGUCGGUCACCGGUGACAGGAGUCAUGUUCCGGUGGAUUCUCGGCGGUCGAGAGGCUCAGGGCUCAGCCGAGAAAAGCCCCGUGUUGUGCAUCGGAGAGGAACAGCCCAAAAACUGCUUCACUGAGCUGCAGGUGCUGAAAGGACAUUUUGACAUUGUUCGAUUUCUGGUGCAGAUUGAUGACUUCAGAUGCGCCUCGGCAGGGGACGACGGCCUCGUUCUGGUGUGGAAUAUCGAGACCGGGGAGAGGCUGCAGGAGCUGAGGGGCCAUUCUCAGCAAAUCACAGCCAUAACCACCUUCACCUGUAAUAAUGGAGUCACGUCGCACACCUCGCUCAUCACGGCCUCCUCAGACCGAAGUCUCAGUUUGUGGGAUCCUGAUACAGGCAACAGAGUUCAGACCAUUUCAGACCUUCAGUCUCCUGUAAAGUGUUUGCUGGUGCUGGAGCGGCUCGGCGUCUGGGUCUCCGGCGGGGAAGAACUGUGCGUGUGGAACAAAGACUUCCAGCUGCAGUGUCACAGACAGAACCACAGCGACACCGGAAUAACUGCUUUGAUAGAGCUGCCCAAGAACUGCCUGGCAGCUGCAAUGGAUAAAGAGAUCGUGAUCUACAGGCUGACGUUUUCCACGGAUUCCUCUCUGUCGGUGGCUGAGAUCCGCUGUCUGUCCGACCACCAGGACCAGAUACGAGCUCUUAUAAACGUCAACGACGGGCUCUUCGCCAGCGGUUCCCACGCGGGUGAGUUGAUCCUCUGGGACGCCGUGGAUUGGAACAUCCUCGCCUACGAGCACAUCCUGUGGGAGGAGUCGCAAACCUGCGCUCAGUCCGAAAUCCGGCUGGCCGCUCCCAAACCCAGCGAGAUGUCCAUCCAGCAUCUGACCACCAACGGGAAGCACAUCCUCGCAGCCGUGGGCAGCGGCCUGUACGUGUACAGCGUUCUGACCAAGACGGUGGUGGCUUACAGGAAGGUCGCCCACGACUCUAAUGUCUUACACACCAUGCUGUUGUCCGACAGCGCGCUCAUGUCCUGCUCUGAAGACGGCAGCGUGAGGAUGUGGGAGAUCCAGGACCUGCCUUUGCCGGCUGAACCAGCCUCUGCAGGGUUCUUCGGGAUGUGGACUUUUGGCCGGUCGAACAAACAGACCGGUCCCCCGUCAAAAAAGGUCGUGGACGUCCCGAACAUCAGGACGCUGGAGCUGACGGGCGAUCUGAUUGGACACUCGGGGGCGGUCCAGAUGUUUGUGAGCUUCAAGGACAACGCUUUGGUCACGUGCUCGACCGACCACCUGCUGAUUCUGUGGAAGGACGGAGAGAGGCAGUCUCACCUGCGCAGCCUGGCACUUUUCCAAAAACUGGAGGAGAACGGAGGACUCUGACCUCCGACCCUCCAAUGACUCGACUGCCUUAAAAAGGUGAUGCUGUCACGCGAUGUUGGUCCUAAAUGAUCUAAAUCUACUGUGAUGAUUGUUGUUUGUCUCGUCAUGAUAUGAAUGUCGUCGUCGUUGCACUGAAAGUAUUUAACUUAAAUUAAUUGUACAUUAAAAUGCCUCAUCUCAGAAACAA
Larimichthys crocea (large yellow croaker) is the source of this 1860-nucleotide messenger RNA. It is a transcript of the gene wdr41, whose product is annotated as WD repeat domain 41. The coding region runs from base 321 to 1673 and encodes 450 amino acids. Gene Ontology annotation, biological process: regulation of autophagy. The transcript is spliced from 13 exons. NCBI's taxonomy places the organism in Eukaryota, Metazoa, Chordata, Actinopteri, Sciaenidae. Gene Ontology annotation, molecular function: protein binding. The record is from RefSeq and is a predicted model, not a curated record. Gene Ontology annotation, cellular component: lysosomal membrane.